This is a messenger RNA of Astrephomene gubernaculifera, 3371 nucleotides long. NCBI's taxonomy places the organism in Eukaryota, Viridiplantae, Chlorophyta, Chlorophyceae, Chlamydomonadales, Astrephomenaceae. The record is from the annotation of a GenBank genome assembly.
CGAGGCCUUUCCGACUGGCGCCCUGCCCCGCGCACAUUGACUCACCGCAGCCGGGGCAGGAGCUGCCGGCAGGUUUCGGAGAGGGAGCCAUGGCGCUGGUGCUGGAGUACUGCGACUGCGGCAGCCUGUCGGACGCCAUCACAGCUCGUUCCUUCAUGCAGAGGGUCACCGCACGCAAGGGCGAUGCCGGUGCCGCUCCCAAGACCUACCUCGCCAUAAACAUGCGGGCCGUCUACACCACACUCCUCGAAAUCGCUCUGGCGCUGCGGCACAUGCACUCGCUUCACCUGGUGCACUGCGACCUCAAGCCGCAAAACGUGCUGCUCAAGUCAAGCCCCAGAGACCCGCGCGGCUUCAGUGCCAAGCUGAGUGACUUCGGGCUGUCCAAGAUGCUGGCGGCGGACGAGGACGGACAGCUGGUGAUUGAUGAGGCGGUGGGGAGCGGCACCAUUACCCAUGUAGCUCCGGAGGUGUUGAUAGGCCAGCAGGCGCUGGGGGCGGCUGUGGAUAUCUACGCGUUCGGCAUCUUGAUGUACCAGGUGUUGUGCGGCAUGCGGGUGUACGACAAGCUGCAGUCCGCGUCAGCCAUCGCUCAGGCGGUGGCGCACCAGGCCGUACGACCCGAGAUGCCGCACUGGGUACCUCAGGGGUACAGGGAGCUGGCGCAGGCCUGCUGGCACCCCGAGCCCUCCCGCCGGCCCACCGCCGAGCAGCUGGUACGGCACCUGGAGCGGGCGCUGGAGUCGCCCCGGCAACACAACAAAUAACCGGCACAACAAUCCCAACAACCGCCAGCUCCCAACCGCCAGCUCCCAACCGCCGCCUCGACAACCGCCUCAGCACUCCGGGCGUCAGGUGUGGACUACUAGAGUGCGGGGCGGGGCGCCGAGUAGGGUUGUGUGGGGAGCUGCUGCUCAUUAUCCUGCUGCUUACUAGUACGGUUGAGUGGCGAGUAGCUUCGAAACCAGAAACCAGACGGCUUCGAGCGAGGUGUUUCCUGUUAGGGUAGUAGAUAGGUAGGUAACACUAUGCGUGCUGUUCAUUCAGAUGUGCACCGAGCGCAAGGUUACCUGCCUUCCUGGGGCACCCUGGGGUCGACAUGGGUGCUGGGUUGUAUGUAUGGAUUGCAGGGUUGCAGGGUUGAAGGGACAGUACCACUACUGGGCCCGCUGGUGUUGGGUGCCACUGGGCUAGCGGGCUAUGAGUGUUAAGGUGGCAGGGCGGGUACGCACUUGCGGCGCGAGGGGCGGUGUAACGAGUUAACGCGUUGCUACUGCCGAUGUUUAGAUUGGACGGUAAUUGGGGUGUGGGGUACGGUGGCGCGGAGUCUUGGUCUUGGACACUGUAGGACGGUGUCAGCACGGGUGCUUGGGAACUGCUGCAUCAGGGGGCGAUUGAAAGCGCUAGCCAGGUGUUGUCCUUGGGCUGCAAAGGGCUCGUAGUUGGUUGGUUGGUUGGUUGGUUGGUUGGUUGACUGCUUGUUGGGACGGUUUUGGUUAUGGGCUAUAGAGGAAGGUUAGAACGUAUUUAUUGAUUGUCACGCGCGUGUGUGUUGUGUUGCUGUGCGUAAAAUUCAUGGGGCCGUUUUUGCCAAGUGCCUGCAAUUGCAUGCGUGCAAUUCACUACUGAUGACCCAUGGGUCACAGCCUGUGCCUGGCCGCGAGUGCAAGGCAUGGGCGACAGGCGCGCGACUGUUGAUCGGGUUUCAAGCGCCCUACGGAUACAUUCGAUGUGCUGCUCAUGGGGGGGAGAAGAAAAUGAAAUUCAAGCAAGGAUGGCUGCUGCUGCUGAUGGUGCUGGUGCUAGUGGAAUAUUGAACAUGGUGGUAAUGCCGUUGUUUGAAAAAUGUAGCUUUGAGGACUCACUCGGAAUUGACUUUUGUGUUGAUUUUUAACGUCUGUGCGAAGAUCUGAAGACAGUUGUUACAUCAUGGUUGUCGCGGAGGUUCGUAUGGGUUCGCAUGGGUUCAUAUGGGUUCGCAACUUCGCAUGGGUUUGCACUUUGCAGUGCUCGGCGCGCGGCAAGAUGUGAACGGUGGGUAGGGAGGCAGGGGCGCUGCAUGAAACCUCUGUUUGUCCUCCCUCGCCUGCCCCCCUUUCUGGGCGAUGAUGAUUUAUGGUGAUGGUGAUGGUGAUGGUGGUGAUCGUGACAUUGAUGCACAUGUGUCAUGUGGUGGGUUGACGGCCGGGGUGGGCGGUGGGCAUGCGUGGGCGUGUGUUGGCCCUUUGCAUGACAAUGGAUUGCCAGGGGUGUGGUCCCGGCAAAAUACAGGAACACUGGCAGGCACACACCGCAGCUUGCACAAUACAUCCUGCGUUGUGACGUGAACAAAGGAGGAGUUGCGCAAUUGGAUACACAUGGUUUGUGAGGACUGUUUAGCGUUCGUGUAGUCCACGCACCCCGGUUGCAUGCUUGUAUUUCUUAUUGGCAUCAUGAAUGAAUGAUGAAUGAAUUGAUGAUGAAUUGUUACUUGCAGCUGGAUUUCGCUCGCACCAACCAUUCGAUUGUCCGCGCGCUGCUUAGCCUGGUAGAUGUACACCCCGACAAAAACCAAUUAAUGAUGAGUGCUGUUCACCACUUGCAUUGAGGAUACAUGUACCUGCCCGUUUUGGGAGGUUCUCAUGUUUAUUUGCCGCGAGCGGAUAGAGGAGCGAUGUCGCCUUGUUUCUGAAUACACUGACGACGAGCUGAUAAGAAGGACGAUAGAACUUAGUUGAAGGCAUGCAGGGCCCGGUGCAUGGCGCACGCACCUUGUGAAGACGGCGGCGGGAUGCCUGCUUUGCAGCUUUGUUCGUCCGCCUCCUCGCCCCUCUUCAAUCGUGUUGCGCGAGCGAAAUGAGACCGACCGCGAACAGUUGCUGAGGGCUGAGGAAGGCUGUUUAUCGGCUAGAUAGAGUCGACGGCGGAUUGGAUUGCUGGAGGAUGUAUGUACGGCUGCUGACUCAUCUUGGAAGCUAGUAGGUGCCUCGCAGCCGCUUUGCUUCCAUUGAUUGGGUAAGGCGAUCGCUCGAGGUUAGUGCUACGGAGCGGCGAGGCUGGGGCAAGUAGGAGGUCGUACAUGCUGGAUGCGUGCGUGUGCCCUUGUUUUGGCAGGACGGUAGUGGAGGUGGCAGAGGUGGUGGUGGUGGUGGGGGCUGGCGGGUCCCGGUGACUGACGCCGGCUCGAGGAUGGGGUUGGUGGAGGGGUUAAAGGGUACGUAAGGAGCAAGGUGGAUGGUAAGGAACGCGGGUGUUCGACACAGCCGCAGCUAGCAAACUGGCCGCGAAGUCUAGUCGCAUGUGUGCAUGUGUAUGUAUUCGUGCAGCUGGGUGGGGUGUUUGAUGAUUGAUUAUGGUGGUUUUGCAUGUAUGCAUGCAUGGUUUAUUAGUUG